Molecule: messenger RNA, 2914 nt
Organism: Danaus plexippus (monarch butterfly)
Lineage: Eukaryota; Metazoa; Arthropoda; Insecta; Lepidoptera; Nymphalidae
Product: annulin-like
Exons: 12
Coding region: 346-2562 (738 amino acids)
Biological process (GO): peptide cross-linking
Molecular function (GO): protein-glutamine gamma-glutamyltransferase activity
Source: RefSeq, a predicted model, not a curated record
UCGAAAAGUAUGUGAGUCAGGGACCUUGAGUUUCGGAAACAUUGAUAGAUGAGUAACGGUCCUGGAACCUUUAAUGAAUGUAAGCAAAUACUUCUUAGCGAGUUAAGUCCAUGUUUACUUCGUGACAUCACCACCAGUUCGCUGUAGGAGUAUUAUAGACGGAAUCUAGAACGAGAACUAACAGUCAAUGACGGCAUUCAGAAGAUAUUGGACGUUUGUACAGAUUGUUAGCACUUAGUGAGAUUGUAUUGCUCUAAACCAUCGCUGGUCAGCGCCGAUUGAUGAAGUAAUCGAUCUACGUCUAUGUUUAGCAUGUCCCGAUAGUGCAGUGCUUAAAGAUUAGCUAUGGAGUACAUAAAAAAUUUGUGGAGAUAUUAUUUUGGGAGGAAGCAAAAAUAUAUUAUCAUACCUUUCCAACCAGAUGUCAUCGACGGAACCAGACAGGGCGUCCUCGCGGUCCAAGGCAUCGACUUUUGCAUCGACAGCAAUGGGGAAAAUCAUCACACUAAUAAAUUCAAUCUCAUGACAAGAGAUGUUGACAGGUGUCUCGUGGUGAGACGAGGUCAGGCUUUUAAAUUGGAUAUCUUAUUGAACAGGCCAUACGACGCGAAAAGAGAUGCCGUGUCUUUCAUCUUUUACGUCGAAGAUGUGGAGAAGCGUGGGCCGUCGAAUGAAGCGUCAGCGGCUGUUCCUAUGUUGGAAAAGGGGUCGGAAACGUUAGGUUCGUGGAACGCUGUGUAUGAAGGACAAAUUGAUUCGCAUCUGAUGGUAGCUGUGACACCAGCGGCUGAUUGUAUUGUGGCUGCCUGGCGAUUGGAUGUUGAUACUAAGCUCAGCGGUACCGGAGCGCUUAGCUACACACAUCCACGACCAAUUUAUAUCAUUUUUAAUCCUUGGUGUCUUAACGACAGCGUGUAUAUGCCAGGACACAGUCACCGUGAGGAAUAUGUUCAAGAGGAUGGUGGUCUUGUAUUUAGAGGUGUUUAUAACAGAAUUAAACCGGCUCCGUGGAACUAUGCCCAGUACGAGAAAGAUAUUUUAGAGUGCGCUUUGUAUCUUAUAAGAGAAGUUGGAAAGGUCAAAGGAGGGGCGAGAGGAGAUCCAAUUAGGAUCGUCCGAGCGUUGGCCGCCGCGGUAAAUGUUCAAGACGACAAUGGUGUUUUGGUUGGUAACUGGGCCAAAGAACUGAGUGAUUACAGUGGCGGAACUCAUCCGCUGAAAUGGGUCGGAUCUUUGGCGAUAAUACAGAAGUACUACGAGAAGAAAAAGCCGGUUAAAUACGCUCAGUGUUGGGUGUACGCUGGGGUUUUGACCACAUUAUGUAGAGCGCUUGGUAUCCCAUGCCGACCGGUGUCAGGUUACGAUGCAGCUCAUGACAGUCAGGGUAGUCUCACUAUUGACAUCAUUAAAGACGAAAACGGCGACACCCUGGAAGAGUUUACCAACGACUCGGUCUGGAACUAUCAUGUUUGGAAUGAGGUAUGGAUGGACCGUCCAGAUUUGGGACCUGAUUAUGGCGGCUGGCAGGCCAUUGAUGCGACGCCACAGGAAACUUCUGAGGACGUAUACCGCUGUGGCCCUGCUUCCUUGAGGGCUGUCCGCGACGGAGAACUCCAGAGACCAUAUGACGUGUCUUACGUCUUCGCACAAGUUAAUGCAGAUAAGGUUCUUUGGAAAUACUCCGGUGAAAUACAACCAUUAAAACUUCUAGCACGUGAUACGAUAUCAAUAGGACAGAAUAUAUCUACAAAAGCAAUUGGGCGAAUGGAAAGAGAGGAUAUAACAAAUCUCUACAAAUAUCCGGAACGAACAAAAGAAGAGCGUGACACAAUGGAGAAGGCUCUCCGUAAAUCUGAGAGCAUUUUCGCAAGAUAUUAUCUAAAUGACGCAUUUAAUGAUGUCACCUUCGACUUCGAAUUGAGAGACGAUAUUAAGAUAGGACAGGAUUUCAACGUUGCACUACAUAUAAAGAACCGAUCUACAAUCAACGAGCAUCAUGUGAAGGGUGUACUGCGAGUUGACACUGUGACGUACACUGGCGUCACCGGGGACGGGGUUAAGAGGCAUGAGUUUGACAUGAAGAUGGCACCCGAAAAGAAAGAAACCAUCACACUGCCUGUCACGUUCAAUGAUUAUUAUAAGAAAUUGGUUGAUCAGGCGUCCUUCAACAUAGCUUGUUUGGCGUCGAUAGUCGACAGGAACUUUGACUAUUUCGCACAAGACGACUUCAGAGUUCGCAAUCCUGACAUUAAGAUCUCGAUCGACGGCAAACCUAUUUCACGACAGGAAUUCACCGUAAACGUGAAAUUGGAAAAUCCUCUUCCGAUACCAUUAAAGAGCGGGAAAUUCUAUAUUCAAGGACCAGGAUUGGAUAAACAACUUAAGAUCGAACUAAGCGAGAACGUGCCUCCAGGCGAGUUUGCGACAGCCCAAUUUCAGUUGACCCCUCCUUGGGCUGGUCGUCAUCAGAUAUCAGCGAAGUUCUCCUCCAAGGAAAUGCAUGACGUCGACGGUUUCCUGUCAAUAAUGGUAGCACCACCUGCGUCUAAUGGUGUUUCCUAGAUAUUAAAUCUAUUCCUUUAACUACCCCGUAACCUUGCAUUGCUAUACAAAAUUAUAGUUCUACUAUUUAACCUUAAAACUGUCCGUGUUAAGUCACAUUAUGCAAACACAUGAUAAGGCUUUACAAGUCCUAAACCGUAUUCGUUAGAAUUACGAUAUAUUUAAGUGUUAUGUAUGUAGGUAUGAUCUUAAGAAAUAUCCUUGGUCAUAUUUGUUUAACCCUUUAGUCAAUUAGACCUCAAAUUAUUUAAUUUUAUAAAAAAAUACUAUAAUUAAUAUUUUAUAUUAAAUAUUAAUAUAUUUUUAUUUUGUGCUGAAUUAAUUUUGCUGUAAAUAAAUAAUUAUAAGUGUA